This is a messenger RNA of Teleopsis dalmanni, 844 nucleotides long. Its product is annotated as trypsin beta-like. Gene Ontology annotation, biological process: proteolysis. The coding region runs from base 44 to 787 and encodes 247 amino acids. Lineage: Eukaryota; Metazoa; Arthropoda; Insecta; Diptera; Diopsidae. The transcript has a single exon. The record is from RefSeq and is a predicted model, not a curated record. Gene Ontology annotation, molecular function: serine-type endopeptidase activity.
AGUAUCGAUCAGUGACUGCCUAAGAUCAGUGUAGAAAGGUAAAAUGUUCGUCAAAUACUCCAUCUGCAGUUUUUUGUUCGUUAUAGGACUAUUUUCGAUUCCACACAUACAAUGUGCCGAAAAGGAUGCGAAAAUCGUUGGAGGAACAACAACAACAAUAUCCCAGGCACCAUAUAUAAUACAGUUAAUGAAGAACGGGCAAGUUAUAUGUGGCGGAGCAUUGAUAUCAACAACUUUAGUUCUUACUGCUGCACAUUGUGUAUCUGAUUCAAAAGUCAGUCAAAUACAAGUUCGAGGAGGAACUACUAACUUGAACAGCGGUGGAGUAGUUCGUAGUGUAACUAAAAUUGUGAGAUCAAAACUUUAUAACACCAAUAAUUACAAUAUGGAUAUAGCAAUGUUACACUUAACAUCUGCACUAACUGGUACUAAUAUCACACCAAUCGCUUUAGGCACAACAGCUCUCGCUGAUAAUGUCGUUGUAAAAGUUUGGGGUUGGGGUAUAGAUAAUUCUGGUUCCCAAUCUAAGGUUUUACGUGUUGUUGAUAUUAAAACUACGUCUAGAUCAUCAUGCUCUCGCUACUAUUCAUUAACUUCUUCAAAUUUCUGUGCAUUCACAAGCGGUAAGGAUGCUUGUUACGGAGAUUCUGGUGGUCCACUUACACAUAACAAUAAAUUAUAUGGACUUGUUUCAUAUGGUAUUGGUUGCGGAACAUACCCAGGUGUAUAUACAAGUAUUGCUUCAUCUGCAAUUCAAACAUUUAUUGCUAAUGGUAGGAAACGUUAGUUUGUGAAAAUAAAAACAUGUAGAAAAAUAAAUGAAUAAGAAAGUCAUGAACGUAAA